Linum tenue is the source of this 2377-nucleotide messenger RNA. The record is from the annotation of a GenBank genome assembly. NCBI's taxonomy places the organism in Eukaryota, Viridiplantae, Streptophyta, Magnoliopsida, Malpighiales, Linaceae.
CUCCCCUGUUCGACGCCGAAAGGUGGAGACAACCAAACCCAAUGCUCAAAAAUCGUCAAUCAGGAACAUAAUAAAGCCUACGAACCCGAAGAAAAGAAUCAAACUUUUUCAACCCACUUUCCAGUUCGGCAGUUUCACACGGCCACAGUCUCUCCUUCCCACCUUCUUCCCCAAUCGAUCCCUCUGCUUUCCUUCCCAUCUCCAUACCCACAAUCCAAAACAAGCACACACAGACGAAGGAGUGAGAAAAACAGAGCAACCACCCAAUUCAUCAUCAACCGCCAAAAAAAAAUGGGUUGUUUCAGACCCAAAAGAAGCACCAAACCCAAUUCCUCAUCAACUUCAUUCCCACCACAAAGCAGAAAUCUGAAGCACGAGAUCCUCCUCCAGAUCCCAUCUUGCACUCUGCAUCUCAUGGAAGCAGGGGAAGCCAUGGAGCUCGCCACCGGCGACUUCACUCUGUUCCGUAUCAUUGAGCAGAUGGGUGGAGAAGAAGAAGGAGAAGAAGAAGACGUUUCCUCCCUCGCCACCAUCGUCAGCAUCGCCGGCGGCGAAGUUCAGUGGCCUUUGACGAAAGACGAGCCUGUCGUGAAGCUGGAUGCAAUGCAUUACCUGUUCUCCCUCCCCAUGAAAGAUGGGGAUCCCCUGAGUUACGGCGUCACUUUUGCGGAGCGGGACGGGCAGAGAUUGCAGUCGCUGGAUGCUUUUCUCGGGGAGCAUUCGUGCUUCUCUGCUGAUUCCGGUGGGAAAGGCGGCGGCGGCGGCGGGAAGAGUGGCCUGAAGUGGACGGAAUUCGCGCCGAGGGUGGAGGAUUAUAACAGCGUUUUGGCGAGGGCGAUUGCUGGUGGAACAGGGCAGAUAGUCAGGGGAAUGUUCAGAGUCAGCAAUGCCUACACAAAUCAGGUUCACAAGGGAGGUGAAAUGAUACUAACAAGUGCAGCAGCAGAGGGUGGCAGAGAUGCAGGGAGAAACAGAAAUCACAGCGGCAGAAGUUCAUCCGGGGUUGCAAAGAAGACCAAAUUGAACAAAAGCUUGAAGCGGUAAUUUACUUAUCUUUCCCCACUUCCAUAUGCUGUUUGGUUUCUUGUUAGUACAGAUCGAGAAUUCGACAAUGUAAAAAAAAAGUAAAGAACACACGUCGCGUAGUGAUGUUAGCUACAUCCACAAGUACAAGAGACUAAUUUCAUUGUACUUGAGAAGAUACAUCGAGACUCCGUGAUUUUCAAUCAAUUUGUUCGAAUAAUAGCAACAGUUUGAUGCAUAAAAAGUAAGUCUACCCUCGUUCUAGCGCUAAAGUAAGGAAAGUCUUGACGGUUGUAGCAAGAUAGGUUGUCUUUGCUCUAUCCCUGAAUCACGUCCCGAAGGAAGGUGGCCGGAUUCACGGAUCAAACGGCAUCCCCCAAGCACAUGGGGAUAUGAAACGCGUGUCUAGUUCUCAUUGAAAAGGAAUCAACUCAAACAUUCUUUUUGUCUCCCGCCCUGACACAGUUUGACAGACGGUGACACCGUUUGACAUAGUUGUAUAAAUAAUAUAAAGAGAACAAGCACGCAGGGAAAAAGCAAGCGCGCGUCUGGUUAGAUCAAUCGAGAAACUAGUGCUAUUAUUUGGAAUGUAUUUGUCUUUGAUUGCUGCAGUGUGAGGAAGCUAUCGAGGAUGACAGAAAAACUGAGCAAAGCAAUGCUGGACGGAGUUGGGAUAGCCACUGGCUCAGUGAUGAAGCCACUGGUGAAAUCCAAGGCUGGGAAGCAGUUCCUGUCUAUGGUCCCUGGAGAAGUGCUCUUGGCCUCCCUUGAUGCUGUCAAUAAGAUUCUAGAUGCAGCGGAAGCGGCAGAGAAGCAGGCUCUGUCUGCAACCUCAGAGGCCGCAACAAGAAGGAUAAGUAACCGGUAUGGGGAAGAAGCAGGGGAGGCUGCAGGGGACGUGUUUGCAUCAGCAGGGCAUUGCGCCUGCGCUGCGUGGAACAUCUGCAAGAUUCGGAAGGCCAUCAAUCCUGCUUCCUCUGUUUCUGCUACUGGGAUGCUCAAGACUGCCGCCAAAGGUGCAAUUAGGAAGUCUUAGUUGAUGUUUAUAAGGAAAAGAGGAACAGUGCGACAUUCCAUUGUGAAGUGAACUCGUAUAUUGUUUCAUUUUCUUUCUCUUCACGUUAGGGUUUGUGUAACUUGUGGAGAGGUUUAUGCUUUGUGUCAAUCCAAAAAACUCGAAACUUUUUCCUCGCUUGUUGAAGUGUAAGCGUGAGGGAAGAGCAACAACAGUUGUAGGGUUCCUUGAUUCAUUUUUGUUGCUAAGCUAGUAGGGUAUACUAGAGGAAAUGGCUAUGAAUGCUCGAGGAGUUGGGUAACUUCUUAUUAGGAAUGACAAUUCGCGGAUUUUUCCAAA